Fonsecaea nubica is the source of this 1377-nucleotide messenger RNA. RefSeq lists its product as hypothetical. Gene Ontology annotation, cellular component: nucleolus. Gene Ontology annotation, molecular function: rRNA (adenine) methyltransferase activity. Bases 1 to 1377 code for a protein of 458 amino acids. The record is from RefSeq and is a predicted model, not a curated record. The transcript has a single exon. NCBI's taxonomy places the organism in Eukaryota, Fungi, Ascomycota, Eurotiomycetes, Chaetothyriales, Herpotrichiellaceae.
AUGGCCUCUCUCCAGGGUCCGCAACGACGCAAGAAUACCAAGAGCAAGAGCAAGGCGAAACCUAGGGCGCCGUCAUCGCUGAAAUCGACUCGGCCACCUCUCCUCCUCGGUUCUUCCAGGACACUGCCGACGACGACAACGACAAAGACAACCGUACCCACGGCAGCGGCGGCACCUCUGUCCCUCUCGUCAAAACACACCCGCGCCCUGAUCAACGCGCACCACUUACUCCAGAAGCGGCUCGCGCGGGCCCGCGCGCGCGACGACGUCGACCAGGUCCGCGAGAUCGAGGCCCAGAUCGCCGCGCAGGGCGGGCUGAGGUCGUACCAGCUCGCGAGCCGGACGGGGCAAAGCGCCGAGCGCGGCGGCGAUUCCAGCCGUGUGUUGGUCCGUUGGUUGGAGGGAGAGCUGAAGUGGCGCAAGGAUGCUUUACGCCGGUCGCGGCGUGAGAGUCGCGUGAAGGAAGGGAGGGUGUCGAGGACGCAGAAACCCCGGCGGCGGGAGCCCCAGCAUGAUGACGACGACGAUGACGAUGGCGAAGACGGAGAUGACGACGAGGAGGGAAGCGAGGAUGAGGAUCAGGGUGAGGGCGAGGCAGACGACUCGGAUGGCCAUGGGAAUGACGGGCAUGCUUUAGGAACCCAUGACCCCCCACCGACCGUGUCCCCGAUCAGAAUCCUCGAGAUCGGGGCGCUGAGCACGCAAAACGCCCUCAACGUCAAGGGCGUCACGCGCGUGAGGCGCAUCGAUCUACGCAGCUCGGCCGAGGGCAUCGAAGAGAUGGACUUUAUGCAGCUCCCGCUUCCCGGCGAAGGCGUCGCACGCAAUCAUGGUGGCAAAGACGCGGUGAGGGACGGCGAGCAGCCACCACAAGAGGGAGAGGGAGAGGGAGAGGGAUAUUACGACGUGCUCAGUCUCAGCCUGGUGUUGAACUACGUGCCGGACGCGAGACAGCGGGGGGCGAUGCUGAAGCGCACGACGUUGUUCUUUGCGCCAUCAUCACCGUCACCGUCACCACCGUCAUCACCAUCAUCACACCCCUCCUCUCAACCACACUCACAACCACACGCACAACCUCCAGCUCCAACACCAACGCCAACACAACUCCUCCCAUGCCUCUUCCUCGUCCUGCCCUCGCCCUGCCUCCACAACAGCCGCUACCUCACACCACCACACCUCGCCGCCAUCCUCAACUCGCUGGGCUACCGACACCUGCACACCAAGACGACGCGCAAGCUACACUACAGCCUCUGGCGCUUCGACGGGUCCGGGGCCCGAGACGAGUGGAUCCGUGGCGGUGGCGACGACACCGUGUUCAAAAAGAGGGAGAUCAACCCCGGAGGGGGCAGGAACAAUUUCUGUAUCGUGCUGGAAUGA